GCGUGCGGAGGAGCGUGACGCGAGGGGGCCGCGGUGCUGCGGGCGGCGGCUGCUGCGGGCCCCGGGGCCUGGCCUCGCGCUGGUCGCGGUCGACGCCGUGGCCGCCGCGGACAUCGGCGGCGAGCGGGCCGACGAGCCGAUGGAGGCGCACCUGCCGCUCUGGCUGCUGCUGGAGCGGCGCCCUUGGCGGGCGACCCCGGACGCCUCGGAACGCGCGGCGCUGGUGGUGGCGCUGGUGCGUCGGCCCGAGCCUGUGGGGGCCGCCGCGGGCGUGGAGCUGUCGGACCUGAACCUGAACCAGCUGGGCAGACGUUGCGCGCCGCGGGCGCUCCGAUGGGUGGAGAUGGACGCGCGGGAACGCGCGAGGCUGGCGCUCGCGGGCUAUACACCGCCCAUCGUGAUCUUCGAGGAGUUGCUGGUGCUGCUCAUCUUUCCGAUGGUCGUUGAGCUUAUCCUCGCCGCCCCGUCGGUAUACGCCCUCCUGGGUGCCGACUUUCAGUGCUUCCGCAGCGCCG
Molecule: messenger RNA, 515 nt
Organism: Prorocentrum cordatum
Lineage: Eukaryota; Dinophyceae; Prorocentrales; Prorocentraceae
Source: the annotation of a GenBank genome assembly